This is a messenger RNA of Bemisia tabaci, 3778 nucleotides long. RefSeq names its product UPF0047 protein YjbQ. The record is from RefSeq and is a predicted model, not a curated record. Lineage: Eukaryota; Metazoa; Arthropoda; Insecta; Hemiptera; Aleyrodidae.
CGAUCGUCUCAAUAUCGUCAAUUCAAUUCUCUGUCACUGUCAGAGUUUUAGUCUGGUUAGUUGCCCAGAUGCACUGCGUUCUGUCUUGCUGUCAGUAUUGAGCAUUUCAAGUUGUGGCGAAAAACAAAUUUCUCAGUGAUUAGUGAAGUUUUACAUAUAAUGAAUCUUCUGGGAUAUAGAUGAGUAAUCUCCAAACAUCUUUAUUUGUGCGCAAUCACGAGAGGUCCCUCGCACGACCGAAAUUCGUCGUCGUAUCAUGGCCUCUUCCACUCGAGGCAUUCAGAUAGGUUCUGCUUGGUUUCAGAAGAAAAUGAAUUUAAGACCUCAACACCGAGGCGUCCACCUAGUCACGGAAGAAAUUUUAAAGCAAAUGCCCGAGCUACGACAGUUUUCCGUCGGAUUAUGCCACAUUCAAAUGCUACACACUUCUGCUAGUCUGGCUAUAAAUGAGAAUUGGGAUCCAGACGUUAGGGAUGACAUGGAAAUGAUGCUGAAUAAGAUAGUGCCUGAGGGUCUUCCUUACCGACACUCCUGCGAAGGACCUGACGAUAUGCCUGCGCAUGUCAAGGCUUGUUUCCUAGGCUCAUCGGUGACAAUUCCAAUAACGAAUGGAAAACUGAACUUGGGGACAUGGCAAGGAAUCUGGCUCUGCGAACAUAGGGAUAGAGCAGGCAGCAGAAAGUUGAUAGUAACCUUGAACGGAUGCUUACACGAUUCCGAUCAGUCACCUGUAAGUCCCAUAUCUCCUAUAGCUUCUACAAGCAGUUAAUAGUGCCAUAUUAUCGACUCGACCUAAUUUUUAUUCUGAGAGCUCACAACUGAUCUCUUUGUUGCACUUGCAAGUGUGCAACAGCUGAUACCUUUUUAUUCAACUCUGUUGCCGUACUUAUACUUUGGAACAUUCCAAAAUAGUCAUUUUAAAGCCCUCAUUUCUCUCCUUCUCUCUCUUAAGACUUGAUCGCUCGUCUUAACUCUCAAGGAGCUUUUACUUUAAUUUGUAUUUACCACGUUUAUUUUAAUCUUGAUCUCCAAGGAAAUGAUGAUUAGGUGCAAUUGUCCUGUCAGGCUCAUUCGUAAUUUUAUAUUUUAGCAUGAACCAAUCAAUAAAAUGUCCAAUGCAUCGACUUUUUUACUGUGUCUCACAAAAUUAUGUAAAAAUGAAAUAGGAAAAAUCCUUAAGAGGUUUGUCUCAUCGCAACUCUCGUGAGCAAGGCUCGGUUGUAAGAUAAACUGUCAAUAAACAAAUAGCUCCUUUUUAUUAGACGCCCUUAUGAUGCGGAGUACCAAGUUUUGCUGCUCAGCAUUUGCAAGAUUUUCUCGAACAUUUUUCUUUCGGGCUUUUCUAAUUUCCUAUAUGCAAGUGUACGGUACUGUACCUAGCUGGAGCGGCUCAGGAGACGGUCAUUUUUUUAAAAUUAAGUGUUCAGUGUGCAAAAGUUGCCUAUCGGCUGCAGGAUGAAGUGUGCCAAAAGGGGUUUUCCAAAAAUCAAAAAUUACCUUCCAACUUUGCAAAUAUAUCCUGAGGAUGUAUAAUUGUAGUGUUAUUGAUGCAUAACUUCAGUUGAACAAAAGUAUUCUACAAAAAAACGAUGCCUAAGAUUGAAUUUGGUACCUAAGGGCCGUCUAUAAAUCACAUCACCCAUAUUUUCAAUUUUUCGACCCCCCCCCCUCACCCUAUCAAAUCGUCAUCCACUGGUAGACCCCUUAAAAAUUACGUCAUCUUUAGCGAACUCCUCUCCCCUCUUUUGGGAGAUAAACGCAGAAAAUUGAUAAAAAUCAGUAGAUAUAGUCUGCAUCGUCAUGAAAAUUAUUAAUUUCUUUUUGAGUACUAAAUGUGUGUCGUGUGCUCUUAAAAAGAAGAAGCAUUAAUGCAACAGUAUGUUAUUAGCUGAAAAAUUAAACAGUGCAAACUUUAUUGCUUUGAGAAAAAUUGGAAUUAUUUAUUGAAAAAUUGUAAAAAUUAAGAGAAAAUAAAAUACAAAAAAACAAUUUUUGCCUUCAGGAAAGCUUACUUCAUCCUUGGCUUGACCCCUUUCCCCCUCCAAGUCACCCACCGUCAUCUACCGCUAGACCCCCUUCCCUCCUACUUGGGUAAUGUAAUUUAUGGACGGUCCUAUAGGGGUACAUUUGGUACAAGCUGUACAUAGGGGUCAAGGGAAAGAAAGAGACAUGACUUUCGUUUUUAGCUAGAAAUCACCCUAAUGUCACCCUUAUUGGCAGAAUCAUCCAUCAAUUUUCAUGACGCAACACAGGUAAAGGCCAUUACAAACAGAAUAUACAACGGGUUUCUGUUUUAAUGUGUUUAAUGUUCUCUCGAAGCUCCUUCUUUCGUUUAAUGAUCUCUGAUUUGUGCCCGUUUUUAUGAGUCAAAUUAAGAGAUUCGUCAUUCCCUGACGUUAGAUAAUAAGAUGACUUCAAGGUAGAGCUGAGUCUAAAACGAUCUAAUUUGGUGCCUAAUCAUCAUUCUCAUUGAUGUAUCAGGAGGGAUGAAAAAAAAAACAAAUAUGAAUGAAUACCUAAGUAUUGAAAGUCAAACCUGAUCGGUAAAACCCAAAAGUAGCAUUGACUAUUUUGGACUAAAAAAGGUAGAAAAAAACAUAAUACAAUUCUUGAAAUGUACAAAUUAUGGAACGCCUUUUAAGGUUGCUCUCCUUAACUUUAUAUGUACACAUGCAACGAGGAAAAAGGUUAUUGAAGAAAAUUUAGCUCCAAAAUUUGUUUAAAUUCAAUGAAUUGUUCAUGUUAAUAUGAUUGACAAAAGUAAAUGCAACAUACAGAACAAAAAGUGCAUUCGAAAUUCUCGUUUAAAUUUACUAAACUAAAGCAAUAGAACACUCGCAAAAAAGAAAAGUUUCCUAAAUUGUAUUUUAAACAAUCUAUGAGAGUUCUUUUUUACAAAAAAAUGUUAUGAGUUUGUUUGUUUGUUUUUUUUUUUUUAACCUUUUUUAAGACAGUCAAUGUUACUACAGAGAAUAUGUUGAUAAACACCAUAUUGUUGAAAAUUUAACCUGAUAAAUGAAACUUAUAUGGACUCGGAAGUUCAAUUCCUAUAAUUUUAAAUUGGCAAUGUAAUGUUCUUUUCUCUCAGUAUUUUUGAGAAAAUCCAUUUGGGUGAAAUGUCAAGCACAAACCUCAUCGGAUCAAUAGCAAUCUGUACAUUAAAUUCUUAGUUCGUCUUUUUUGAUGAAGCUUGUGAUUUUCCAAUUCCUCCAAGUGGUUGAAAUCUCUGAGACAGAGCAGGCAUUAAUCUGAAGAAUGCCUUUGUGUCAAAAAAAGGAUUAUUUUGAAGGGGCAUUCCACAAAGCAAAUUAUCUCUCAUGAUUGUUCAUGUAAAAAACGCUACAAGAAUGAACUGAAUUUUUUUCUGGUCUUAAGACAAGUUUAAAUAAGUUUUCAGUCACCUGGAUCAAAACGUAAAACAUCUCUUCCUUACAUCUCUGAAAUGAGCAAACGUAUCCUACUAUCGAAAACCUCCUUUGACUUAUUUGCAAAGAUCCGUCCAAACCCUCAAGUGGUCACAUUCCUGAGUUAUUUUACCUCCCGAAUAUUUUUAUCUCCAAAAAAUGCAUUGCUUUAUAGAUGAAUUGUCUGCUGGUUUUGAAAAUUAGACAAAUAUUGAAUGUAACCUCAUAAUAAUAUGAAAAUGAACUCGGAGUAAUCAUGCUCCAGGGCUUCAAGUUGUUUAUGCAUCACAAUGCAAAGCAGAUGUUGCUCCACUCGGACAACUGAACAUUCUGAAUGACUCUCACUGCAGCAAAAAGAAUAUCAAAUACUAAAA